UAUAAAAUACAUUGCAAGAAAAUUAAAUCGAUUUUACACAUACAAAAAAACCAAAGACAAGUGAUGAACAAAUAUAUUACACGCCCAAAGUGAUUUAAAGUGCAACGAGUUUUUAAAAUUUACAAAACGAAACCACACAACCAUCGUAAAAGUUACCUGACGCAACUGUUCAAGUUGAGAGAAAGGCAAAGAGAGCGCGCAAGAAACGAAGGAAAGUGCGAGGCAGAACUAGAAUAAACAACGGAACGGUCAUCAAUUGUGGGCAAUUUUUACAGUGCGAAAACGAAACUAACAAAACAAUAGGGCGCAGCACGACACCUUAGCGAAAUAAAUAAAUAUUCAAAUAAAUAGAAAGAGCACAGUCGUCGAUAAAAGAAACUGUUGUCGACCCAUCCAACGGAAUACUUUUAAACUGAAAUUAACGAACAAAGCGUAUUAGAUAAAGGCAUGAAUCUAUCAUUUGCGGGCUGCGGUUUCCUAGGCAUCUAUCACGUCGGCGUUGCAGUCUGCUUUAAAAAAUAUGCCCCGCACCUCCUGCUCGAGAAAAUUGGUGGCGCAUCCGCUGGUUCGCUGGCCGCAUGCUGUCUGCUCUGCGAUUUGCCGUUAGGCAGCAUGACAUCGGACUUCUUUCGCGUUGUGAACGAGGCACGUCGUCAUUCACUGGGCCCCUUCAGUCCCUCGUUUAACAUACAGACCUGCCUGCUGGAGGGCCUGCAGAAGCAUUUGCCUGACGAUGCGCACAAACGAGUUAACGGGCGACUGCACAUUUCGCUGACGCGGGUCUAUGAUGGACAGAAUGUGAUCAUAUCGGAGUUUGAGUCGCGGGAGGAAGUUCUGCAAGCAUUGCUAUGUGCCUGUUUUAUACCUGGCUUCUCGGGAAUUCUGCCGCCACGUUUUCGUGGCGUACGCUACAUGGAUGGCGCUUUCUCCGACAAUCUGCCCAUUCUGGACGAAAACACAAUUACCGUAAGCCCCUUCUGCGGGGAGAGCGACAUUUGCCCGCGUGAUCAGAGCUCACAACUGUUUCAUCUGAAUUGGGCCAACACAAGCAUUGAGAUAUCCAGACAGAACAUAAAUCGCUUUGUCCGCAUUCUGUUUCCGCCCCGUCCAGAGUUUCUGUCGAAAUUCUGCCAACAGGGCUUUGAUGAUGCCCUACAGUUUUUGCAUCGCAACAAUCUCAUCAAUUGUCGACGCUGUGUGGCUGUGCAAUCGACAUUUGUGGUCUCAGAGACAGUGGCACAGCCUCAGGAAUUCGAUCCCGAAUGCAGGGAAUGCAAGAAGCAUAGAAAGGACGCUUUAAGCUCGAAUAUGCCACAGACUGUGCUGGAUGUAAUUCAGGAUUACAUAGAGCAGGCGAACAAAGGACUAGCCAACUGGAUAUUCAAACAUCGGGGCAUCAAAUUGCUCUCACUGCCGGCCACUGUCCCCAUGGACUUCUUCUUGGCCACCGUAUCCAAAAUUACCACCUUAACCCCCAAACUGACCAAACAAAUGCGUCUCCUCGUCGAAGAGCUGAUUGCACAGUUUAAUAAUGCCAUGCAGAUUCGGUUCUUCAACAAAUUCACGCUUUACGAUCAGCCGCACUUUGAUGCCACCGGUUUGCUGCACUCGAGUCGCUUGUACGGACCGCGCGUUUCCAUACUCGUUGACGAAUGCGGCGCCACGCCAUUGGAAGAUGAUGUCGACAAUUUUGAGCAUGUCCUCAAGAUGACAACGCACAACGAUGCACUCUAUGCCUAUUAUUAUACCGACGACAAUACGAAUAAGGUCAAGGUGACAGAAAUCUUUGAUUUUGACGAUAUGACAGAACACGAUGAACUGGCCACAGAUUUACAAAUCUACGAGGGCUCUGUGGAGGGUAUUCCCAAUCCGCAUCAGCAUUGCCAUAAUGCUGUUGUCAGUGAAUGGAAUGGUGUGGAAUCAGACUUCUUUAUCGAUGCCCAAACGCCGCAGAACGCUCAUAUCUCUGCCACUGAAAAGCCACCAGCCUUGUGUCCACCACCUCUGUUUUCAAGUUACAAUAUCGAGCAUGAGGCGGAUGAGAACGUCUUUAGCGACCCGGAGGCUGAUCAGAACAUCGCACCAAAUUCUAUGGACACCUAUAACGAUAACAAUCAUAAUCGCGUACAUAACCCUAACACAUUGUACAUAGAGAUCGAAUGAGUUACAAUCCACACACAAAUGAUGAUUACUAACCAUGACAUAUUGAAAUGGAGUGAGGAUCAUUGUUAAGACAACCGUCUUAAUUGGAACCAAAAUAAAUACAUUUUUGUAACGAAA
Molecule: messenger RNA, 2280 nt
Organism: Scaptodrosophila lebanonensis
Lineage: Eukaryota; Metazoa; Arthropoda; Insecta; Diptera; Drosophilidae
Gene: bmm
Product: patatin-like phospholipase domain-containing protein 2
Exons: 7
Coding region: 448-2163 (571 amino acids)
Biological process (GO): triglyceride catabolic process; lipid homeostasis
Cellular component (GO): lipid droplet; membrane; cytoplasm
Molecular function (GO): triacylglycerol lipase activity
Source: RefSeq, a predicted model, not a curated record